UUUCAUUGUGGGUUUGGAGGCGUCUGUCCUGAUGAAGUGUCGGCAGGGGAGGGAGGAGGAGACCAGAGAGAGAGGAAGGAAGGAAGCGAGGAUAACGUCACGAGAAGCAGAAUCGGAGUAAAACGGACUCUGUGGUGUUUCAUGGACAGUCCUUGAUGCGAGCCGGGCUCCGAGCUGCUUUUGGGGUUUUUUUUUUGUAAAAGACGACAUUUCGGUGUGUUCAGCGAGAGGAUGCUUUUGUGAAGAGACGGGAGGCGGUUCGCAGAGGAAAACGGCGACCUAUUAAGCAGCAGAUUUCCCAUCUCUUCUUUCUGGAGCUCCACUAAAGCCGAGAAAAUGUGUGGAGCCCUCCUCCGUUCGCCUGCUUGCUGAAAGGAUUUGCCUUAUAAUCGUGACAUAAGUGGACCUUCUCUGCUGCAGCUUCUUUCUUUUUUUAAUGACUGGAAAAGAUAUCUAGACUAACCCUGCGUAGGAUUUGUAAGUGGACUGUUUUUUUGGACGACGGGGGAGAAAAAAAGCAGCAGAAUCAUCGGGAGAAUUAACAGGUGACUGCUAAGACAAAUCCAAAAUGAGUGAGCUGGAGCAGCUUCGCCAGGAGGCCGAGCAGCUGAGGAACCAGAUAAGAGAUGCCAGGAAAGCAUGCGGAGAUUCAACCCUGACACAGAUAACAGCCGGUCUGGAUCCAGUGGGGAGGAUUCAGAUGCGGACGAGACGCACCCUCAGGGGCCACCUCGCCAAGAUCUACGCCAUGCACUGGGGAACAGACUCGAGGCUUCUGGUUAGCGCCUCACAGGAUGGAAAACUGAUCGUGUGGGACAGCUACACCACUAACAAGAUCCAUGCCAUCCCUCUGCGCUCGUCCUGGGUGAUGACCUGCGCGUACGCUCCCUCUGGGAACUACGUAGCCUGCGGAGGCCUGGACAACAUCUGCUCCAUCUACUGCCUGAAGACACGUGAAGGCAACGUCAGGGUCAGCAGGGAGCUACCUGGCCACACAGGUUACCUUUCAUGUUGCCGUUUCGUUGAUGACAAUCAAAUAAUCACGAGUUCCGGAGACACCACAUGCGCACUGUGGGACAUCGAGACGAGCCAGCAGACCACGGUUUUCUCCGGCCACAGCGGCGACGUCAUGAGCCUGUCCCUGGCGCCCGACCUUCGCACCUUCGUGUCGGGAGCCUGUGACGCCUCGGUCAAACUGUGGGACAUCAGAGACAGCAUGUGCCGGCAGACCUUCACAGGCCACGAGUCAGACAUCAACGCCAUCUGUUUCUUUCCCAACGGCAGCGCCUUCGCCACAGGCUCCGACGACGCCACCUGCAGGCUGUUUGACCUGCGUGCAGACCAGGAGCUCAGCCUCUAUUGCCAUGACAACAUCAUCUGUGGCAUCACCUCCGUGGCUUUCUCCCGCUCUGGCCGCCUGCUGCUGGCUGGUUACGAUGAUUUUAACUGCAACAUCUGGGACGCCAUGAAGGGAGACCGAGCAGGAGUCCUGGCCGGCCAUGACAAUCGUGUGAGCUGUUUGGGUGUGUCGGAUGACGGCAUGGCGGUGUGCACCGGGUCCUGGGACAGCUUCCUUAAGAUCUGGAACUGAGCCACAUAGAACCGCAAACACACAUACACACACACACACACACACACACACACACACACACACACACACACACACACACACAUGCACACAUACAUGCAAACAUGCACGCACAUGUCCGACAAACAGGCACCGCUCCCACUGCUUGGGACACAGUUUGCACCCUGUAAUCACUGUAUGUAAGAUUCAAUCCGCAACAUUUUACUGUACAUAAUAUAUAUGACUUAGGUAUGAGUUUACACACACAGACAAACACACACACACACACACACACACACACACACACACACACACAUACACAUAUGCACGCACACACAUGAAAACAUCCCGCUGUAUGCAGAACAAGCCCUGAACACAUGCCCACACUACCUUCAGCUGAUUUAAGUUUAAAACAGCAAGGCUAUAGUUACACAGUGACUUGGUAUGAGUUGAGACACACACACACACACACACACACACACACACACACACACACACCAACAUUUGUGAAAUGUAAAAAAAAAAGAAAAAAAGUGACCAAAAAAAAGUUGGAUCUUCAGCUGCUCGAAUACACAAAUGCCACUUUUAGCUGAAACCUUUUCACACGUCUAACAUGCUCAUUUAGAAACACACAAACACACACAGACGUGCACACACACAUAGACAUGCACACACAUGCACACACACACACAUAGACAUGCACACACACACACACACACACACACACACAUAAAAACACUUUUUCCUGAGAGACACGGCUUCUCGAGUCAAACAUGGGGAGAGACAUUAUUGGACAAUUCUGUCUUUGUUUACAAUGAAGUUGAAAAAUGCACUUCAGAUAAAAAAAAUUCUCGACUAUUUUGGUCUCGGUACCCCCACGUAUCUCAGCGAUGCUAAUGUGAAGGAAGAACAGUGUUUGUGGCAGAGAGUCAUGUGAGUCCUUGAAUACUGAAAAACAAACAACCACUGAAAGCCGGGCCGGGCCGCCGAUCGCCACAGUCCGAGGAAAACAUUAACUCCUGUUUUCAACUGGCUCCUAACAUCGAAUCAGUCAGAGUUUUUAUAGAUAUGUACCCCCUGCAUACAGUACAGUACAUCUGCUCUUCAGUUUUUCUUUUAUACUUAUUUUAUUCAUGUUCUCCCUGUGUGCCUCAGAUACACUUUAAGGAUUAUUAUUAGAGAAUAUUGAUGAAGUUAAAUUAAGGAAAAAAAAAAAAAAAAAAAGAUUUGAAACUCAGAAGGUGGGUGAAGAAAAAAAAAAAAGCAUUGUAAGACGCAUCUUAAUAAAGCAGGAGCCAGCAUUCGUACUUUGACUUUGUCAUUGUAUUGUCUGGACAUUAUGAUGGUAUAAUUGUACAUAAUAUUAAUAAAUGAUAGCCUCUCCUGCCA
Molecule: messenger RNA, 2956 nt
Organism: Labrus mixtus (cuckoo wrasse)
Lineage: Eukaryota; Metazoa; Chordata; Actinopteri; Labriformes; Labridae
Gene: gnb2
Product: guanine nucleotide binding protein (G protein), beta polypeptide 2
Exons: 10
Coding region: 569-1591 (340 amino acids)
Biological process (GO): G protein-coupled receptor signaling pathway
Cellular component (GO): cytoplasm; heterotrimeric G-protein complex
Molecular function (GO): protein binding; signaling receptor complex adaptor activity
Source: RefSeq, a predicted model, not a curated record